AGGCGCAGCCACUGCCCCCAGUCUGCGUGUCCCCCAUGAGGGGCAUGUGGCGGAACGAGAAGGUGGCGCUGUAUUGCGACGAGGUGCUGGAGGGCUGUAAGGCAGAAGAUGCUGAUGAGGCUAUGAGUAAAUACCUGUCAGAAAAAUUAAAGUUGAAAGACAAAUGGCUUGGAGUCUGGAAGACUAAUCCUGAACUAUUCUUUGUCAAAUAUGAAGAAGCUUCCAUCCCUUUUGUUGGUAUACUGGUUGAGGUAACUUGUAAACCACACCAAAGCUCAUCGUCUUGUUUCAAAGUUACUGUUUCUGUUGCUGAGCCUUUUUCUUCUAACAUUUCAAAUAUUCCAAGGGAUUUGGUUGAUGAGGUUUUAGAAGAACUAGAGUAUAAUGUGCCUCUCUUGGAAGUGUACCCUGUUGAACGACAAGAUUCUGAUUCACAGGAUAUUGCUUUGGCCUUGGAAGUUGUAAGGUUUUUCUAUGACUUCCUUUGGAGAGACUGGGAUGAUGAAGAAAGUUGUGAGAAUUAUACCGCUUUGAUUGAAGAAAGAAUUAAUUUGUGGUGUGAUAUACAGGAUGGAACAAUACCGGGUCCUAUUGCACAACGUUUCAAAAAAACUCUGGAGAAAUAUAAAAAGAAGCGUGUGGAGCUCAUUGAGUAUCAGAGCAAUAUUAAAGAAGACCCCUCUGCGGCAGAGGCUGUUGAAUGCUGGAAAAAAUACUACGAGAUAGUAAUGCUCUGCGGAUUAUUGAAGAUGUGGGAAGAUUUACGCCUCCGAGUUCAUGGACCUUUCUUUCCAAGAAUUCUGAGGCGUAGGAAAGGAAAAAGAGACUUUGGAAAGGCUAUAACACACAUUGUAACAAAAGUGAUGACUACUGACAUGGUAAAGGACUUACCUUCAGACACACUUCUCCAACAGCAUGAUGAUUUGGACUUGGCUUUGGAUAGCUGUUAUGGUGGAGAUACAGUAGUGAUUUUUCCAGGAGAAUAUCAAGCUGUAAAUCUUGCUUUAUUGACUGAUGACAUCGUUAUAAAGGGAGUUGGAAACAGAGAGGAAAUUAUCAUUACUUCUGAACCUUCUCAUGACAGUUUCGUGGUGUCCAAAGCUGAUAAUGUGAAAAUAAUGAAUCUAUCCUUGAUACAGCAGGGGACAGUUGAUGGUAUUGUGGUGGUGGAGUCUGGUCACAUGACUCUAGAAAACUGUGUAUUAAAAUGUGAAGGAACAGGAGUAUGUGUUCUUACAGGGGCUGCUUUGACAAUUACAGACAGUGAGAUAACUGGUGCCCAGGGUGCUGGUGUUGAACUGUAUCCUGGGAGCAUAGCCAUUUUGGAAAAGAAUGAAAUUCAUCACUGUAAUAACCUCAGAACUGGUGACAGUUCAAAAAGCACCUUAGGUGGAGUUAAUAUGAAGGUUCUUCCUGCACCCAAACUAAAGAUGACUAAUAAUCAUAUUUACAACAACAAUGGCUAUGGAGUAAGCAUCCUUCAACCAACUGAGCAGUUUUUUAUUGUAGCUGAAGAAGCCCUCAACAAAGGGGCUGCUUUGGGAGAUAAAAAAGAUGAAAAUAUGCUCUCCAAAGUAAUGCAAAACCUGAAUCUGGAAAUGAAUAAUAAUAAAAUUGAAGCAAACUUAAAGGGGGAUAUUAGAAUAGUUACAAGUUAAAGAUCUGGAUUUAUGUUCAAGUUUUAUAUUUCUGAUAUUUCUUUAAUCUCAACUCCCACAAAAGUGGUAGUUUUAAUUAAGUUCAAAACUUAUUUAAUUAAAAAAUCUUUAAA
Messenger RNA from Hipposideros armiger (great roundleaf bat), 1771 nucleotides. RefSeq names its product SHC binding and spindle associated 1 like (gene SHCBP1L). Gene Ontology annotation, biological process: spermatogenesis; male meiosis cytokinesis. The record is from RefSeq and is a predicted model, not a curated record. Bases 36 to 1658 code for a protein of 540 amino acids. The transcript has 10 exons. Gene Ontology annotation, cellular component: meiotic spindle. Lineage: Eukaryota; Metazoa; Chordata; Mammalia; Chiroptera; Hipposideridae.